UUCAAUCGUUAACAUCUACAAGGUUUUGAACAGCGCUUAUACAUUUUUCUCUCGUGUCCUGGUGGCCAGCAGCCGACGUAAGAAUGCAAGCAGUCUGCACGCGUGCUCGCGCUGUUAGCGGCCCCGCCCCCGUCAAGCGUACUAGCAGCCAGCUGGUUGUGCGCGCGCAGGCGGUGUCGGAGGCUUCGUCCUCGACCUCGUUCAAGCUCCCGACGAAGGCACCCCUGCCUAAGGAUGCGGAGGGCGUCAAGGCCGUGAUCGCCAAGUCGCACGAGAUCCACGGCCAGGGUCGCUCCAUGUGGUUCUGCCUUAGCGGCGCCGGCAAGCGCGGCUUCGCUGGGACGUACCUGGCGCACGCCGACACCAUCGACUGGCAGUCAAUUUCCAGCGGCUCCAUGGACUCGUACAACAUUUACAGCUAGAUGUGUAAAGCUGCAGCUGCUUUCAUUUCAUAGGUGCAGAUUAUUUCGGAGCGAACAGGAACCUAGUGCUCACUUGGUGUAGAUGGGCCGGUCAGGGCGGGUCAGGGUGCAUGAUUGGAGAGCCGGGCAUGAAGAGGGAGAGCUCGUACUGCGUGUGGUACAAGGGUAGUUCGUGUGCGAAGUACGUAGGUGCGCAAGUGCGUAAGCACAUAACUAAAGGCAUGUGGGUGGUGCGGCGCAAUGCAGGCUUGCAGGGGCUCUCGAGAUGUGGGCAGGCAUGGACAUUGCGGUGGUGCAUUGCGGGUGGCCUCGGACUUUGUUGCUGAGGGCCUUCCCGGGUGCUGGGGAAUCAGUGGCUAAUGUACGCGGUUGGAGCCGACGCCGCGGCCGUUUGCCAUGUCCAGCUCCUGGUGCUGGGGCCAUAGGGGCGCACACGCCCACUUGGUGCUCAGCGUUGCGAUGCACGUGGCGGGCUAGGCUGAGCCGCUGAGGUGCACAGUCACGGCUGUCAAUUGGAGGUAGGGAGGUUCCAUGGUUGGAGCGAUGUCCGCUUCAGACCCGGGGUGCCCGUGCCCCUGCUUCAAACGGUGACGGUAUAGCAGGGGCAUCCCCAGCGGUAAACUGGUUAAACCGUGCAUGA
Molecule: messenger RNA, 1062 nt
Organism: Chlamydomonas reinhardtii
Lineage: Eukaryota; Viridiplantae; Chlorophyta; Chlorophyceae; Chlamydomonadales; Chlamydomonadaceae
Exons: 3
Coding region: 84-422 (112 amino acids)
Source: RefSeq, a predicted model, not a curated record